AUGUUCUAUUCAACAGUGUUUUACUCGUUUGGAUCCCUUGGAAGUAUUUUGUUUGCUUUUUGGUUGCAAAAAGCAUAUAGCUCACCGAAGGAUGACCCGGAUCUCGGGACAGAGGAAAAAAGGAUAAUACUAGAAGGCGGCGUAUCAAAAGCGCCUGUUUCAGAUAUUCCUUGGAAAUUAAUUCUAUCAAAAGCGUCAGUUUGGGCUCUUAUCUCUCAUUUCUGUCACAAUUGGUGGGCAUUUAUUCAAUUGACAUGGAUGCCUACUUACUACAAUCAGGUUCUGAAGUUCAACCUCACAGAAUCUGGGCUCUUAUGUGUUCUUCCGUGGUUAACCAUGGCUGCUUUUGCAAAUAUCCGAGGACACAUUAGUUAG
Lathyrus sativus (Indian pea) is the source of this 375-nucleotide messenger RNA. The record is from the annotation of a GenBank genome assembly. NCBI's taxonomy places the organism in Eukaryota, Viridiplantae, Streptophyta, Magnoliopsida, Fabales, Fabaceae.